Molecule: messenger RNA, 919 nt
Organism: Stegostoma tigrinum
Lineage: Eukaryota; Metazoa; Chordata; Chondrichthyes; Orectolobiformes; Stegostomatidae
Product: utrophin-like
Exons: 5
Coding region: 371-919 (182 amino acids)
Biological process (GO): synaptic signaling
Cellular component (GO): plasma membrane
Molecular function (GO): zinc ion binding
Source: RefSeq, a predicted model, not a curated record
UCUGUGGAAGGGUCACCGAACCGGAACCGGUUAGCUCUGUUUUUCAACUGACAAAUGCCGCCAGACCUGCUGAGCUUUUGCAGCAACUUUGUAUUUUUUUUCUGAUUUCCAACAUCCGCAGUUUUUUUGGGUUUUUACUCAGUGUUUUAGGGUUUAUUUACAGGGCGCUCUUUAUUUAUCGCGAGCUCUGUCUUUUAGGGUUUAUUUGUGAAGGGCCCUGCCUUACAGAUAGUUCACAGGUCGGCUCAGUAUUCGGGUGCGUGAAGAGGGAAAAAAGCCUUGAAAGUGCCGUUAAUUUUUUGCAUGACGAGCUGCUGAAUACGAACCAGUCUCACACCAUUGCCAUCACCUUGCCCUUGUGAAGGCAGAUAUGGAUAAAGUUUUCAAAGCUGAUAGAAAAUUGAAAGCACUCACAUCCUGUGACGAUGACCUCUUCAAACAAGGAGCUGAACCCACAGAAUUAUGUGACCAACAAAGCCUGAGCCUUUUGCUUCACAAUGCAGUCCAGAUCCCUCGGCAGCUGGGUGAGGUACCUUCAUUUGGAGGCAGCAACAUUGAACCAAGUGUCCGCAGUUGCUUCCAACAUGGCCAGAACAAACCAGAGAUUGAUGAUAAACACUUUGUAGAGUGGAUGAGAUUGGAGCCUCGGUCCAUGGUGUGGCUGCCUGUUCGACACCGUGUGGCAGCUGCUGAAACUGCAAAACAUCAGGCUAAGUGUAACAUCUGCAAAGAGUACCCACUCGUAGGUUUCAGGUGCCGCAGCCUCAAACACUUAAAUUAUGACAUCUGCCGAAGCUGUUUCUUUUCGGGACGCACAUCCAAGGGGCACAAGUUACAUUACCCAAUGGUGGAGUACUGCACUUCAGUGAGUAAUACAUUGUUCCACUUGAUAGAAUUAUUCCGAUCUGUGGAAACUUAG